CUCAUUUGCAUAUCUCAUUACAAUUUGGCCAAAAUCGUAUUGACUGGAGCAGCCGGCUCUUAGUUUCUCCAACGUUUUCAGACCGAACGCUUCACGAAUCCGGCCAAGAAAUUCGAUUUCAGUUAGUGUUUCAAAUUAAUCAGAACUGCAGGUGGUUUGAGUUUCUAGAUUACGAAAUGCACUGGCGACUCGUCAUUGGUUUGCUGCUUCUAGCCAGCUUCAAUCGGGAGACUAUCGGAAAGAGAUUUCUGCAUCUGAAACCUAUUCCCAUUCAACAUGAGGAUGAGAGCAGCACUGAGGGAUCUACUAAUCCCACACCCACCAGCACAACACCGCCCUCGAAUAGGGAUAUCACUGUCGGUCCGUGCAAAUGGGCUAUAGGUCGAAGUUGUCCGGAUCCGGAUGUCAAGUACUACAUCUAUACGCGCCAUAAUCCGAUGGACAGACAGUGCCUACACAUCGACGAGUCUCUGGAGAAGUCCAAUCUGACUGACUCCUACUUCAACCCACGAUAUCCCACUAAGAUUAUCAUCCACGGCUAUAACUCGGAUAUGUUUCUACAUCCCCUGCAACAGAUGAGAGAGGAAUACCUGGCCAAAGCUGAUUAUAAUAUCAUAUAUGUGGACUGGAGUAUCCUGUCGCCAGGACCCUGCUACAUAAGUGCCGUUCAUAACACCAAACACGCUGGAACCUGCACUGCCCAGUUGGUAGAGCGCCUGGUGGAGACGGGCAAUACGGAUAUCCACGUGAUAGGCUUCUCAUUGGGAGCUCAAGUGCCCAACUAUAUAGCCAGGAAUUUGAGUUCUUUCAUGCUGCCAAGGAUUACGGGACUGGAUCCAGCGAUGCCUCUAUUUAUCACCUCGGGCAUGGCGGAUAAACUGGACCCCAGCGAUGCCAGCUAUGUGGAUGUGAUACACACGAAUGCAUUGGUUCAGGGAAAAAUGGAGAGAUGUGGUCAUGCGGAUUUUUACAUGAACGGUGGAAUCAUGCAGCCAGGAUGCAAUGGACAGAAAAUUAAUUCCUUUGCGUGCAGUCACCAACGUGCUCCAGCUUAUUUUCUAGAAUCCAUCCGCUCACCCAAGGGUUUUUGGGGAUGGGCCUGCAGUGGCUACAUAUCCUACCUCCUGGGAAUGUGUCCCCCAACGAAUUUUUUGCUUGAAGCUGGCGAGAAUAUACGGCCCUCUACGAGAGGAAUGUUUAUGAUAGACACCAAUGACAGUUCGCCAUUUGCCCUGGGCAAGUGGACGGAUCUACCCACUUUGGGAGCAAAGCAGCCACAGUGGCGAGCUCCGACCCAGAUACUAAAGGCACCUCCAAAUCAAGGUGUGGAUCCCCUACUGCAUCACAUCGAUCAGUUUGGUAAAUUGGCAGCCAACUUUAACAACCUUCAGAUGUGGCCCACUGAGCAUGAUCCCUACGAGCAUUGGACGAGCUUCAGUCCUGAACAGAAAGAGAACGAUAGCGAUGGUGAUUCUGUCGAAGAACAGGACCCAGUAGAGUUUAUUGAGCAAGAUGACAGACAGAUGAUAAGUACAGAGGCGCGUCCAACUCAAAGCUGGUGGGAUUACAGAAGGAAUCUUACAUAUGGAUUCAUGGAGGAUAACAUAUUUGCAGUGCCCACAGUGGAUUAGCCCUAUUCGAUGUUUUAAGCUACUUAAAAUCCUUCCUUGCCCCCAUUCCUUACUAAUGUAUAAGAGUCACUUAAGUUUAUAUUAAUAGUUACAAAUAAAAUUCAAACGAAAUAAAUUAAAAUUUUGUAAAUAAAUUUACAAAAU
Drosophila sechellia is the source of this 1775-nucleotide messenger RNA. Its product is annotated as phospholipase A1 member A. Gene Ontology annotation, biological process: lipid catabolic process. The record is from RefSeq and is a predicted model, not a curated record. The transcript has 4 exons. Lineage: Eukaryota; Metazoa; Arthropoda; Insecta; Diptera; Drosophilidae. Gene Ontology annotation, molecular function: lipase activity; serine hydrolase activity. The coding region runs from base 177 to 1631 and encodes 484 amino acids.